Messenger RNA from Psilocybe cubensis, 1341 nucleotides. RefSeq lists its product as uncharacterized. The transcript has 3 exons. Gene Ontology annotation, biological process: lipid metabolic process. The record is from RefSeq and is a predicted model, not a curated record. NCBI's taxonomy places the organism in Eukaryota, Fungi, Basidiomycota, Agaricomycetes, Agaricales, Agrocybaceae. Bases 1 to 1341 code for a protein of 446 amino acids.
AUGACCUCACCGACGACGGCCUUACCUUUUACAUUCCAACCAGGCUUGAAGCCCAGGUUCAAAGCGAGGAUAUGGGUGCUCAUUGAAGUGCUCCUCAUUCUCUCCUACACCGUCAAACCAUUCAAGCAUCGGCCGCUUGUCUUUUUUGUGCCUAUUGCUAUCCUAUGUCUCUAUUCUCUAUUCUGCACGCACAUGAUCCACCUCGAGCAUGUUGCCAACAGUGGCUGGGGGAUGGCAUGCCGCCUCACGGCUAUUUUGCUACUCUCUUCGACCAAUAUCCUCUUAUCCGACAUUCAACACGAUUUACAACCUACAAAACGCGCAAAAGUUAGGCAGCAGAAGAAAAAUGAUGACAUCAGGGAGGGAGCGCUGAGCAGAAGUAUCUCGGAAGAGCCUUUUUUGACGCGUUUGAAGUGGGCCUUCAUGGAUGUCUGGUUCAAUCCGCGCGCCAUCAACUACUCGGACGAGGCCACCAACAUUCUACCUCCCCGACCUUCAUUCCCAACACGACGCGCUUUUGUUCUGCGCCAACUCCGCGACCUAGUCAUCGGAAUAUUUAUAUACGAUGUCACGCAGAUAGUCGCUCGUGCGAACCCUUAUUUCGGCUUCCCAACUCCAAAGGUAGAAGGGAUCCAACAACUUUGGCGUCUAGGUGGAUUUUUGUACGGUGUGGGGAUAUAUUUGAUGGUGCAAUUCCAACACAAGAUAGCUUCCAUGAUAUUUGUUGGGUUUGGCAUUUCCGAUGCCGAAGAUUGGCGACCUUUAUUCCACUCAUUUAAAUACGCAUAUUCCCUGCGCGGGCUGUGGGGCAAAAUGUGGCAUCAGAUGUUUAGAAGAGCUGGACUCGCUCAUGCAAACUAUUUCUUGAAGAAAUUGGGUAUUCCUCGUAAAUCCACUGCUGCAAAUUUUUUUACUCUCUAUGUUGUCUUCGCCUUAACUGGCAUUUUGCACCAUGGGGGAGAUGCAAUGUUUUUGCAAAGCAUAUCAAAAGCAGGCUCAUUCCAAUUCUUCAUGCUGCAAGCUGUCGGUAUCACGAUCGAAGACUUCGUCCUCAAACUAGUCGGGUCAAUCACGACCACAAAGGAAGCUAAGGCCAACCUGGAAACAACAAAACAUAUCGCAGAUGCCGAUGUUCGAGCAAAUGAUGAGAAGUUACCCCCAUGGUCGGUCAGGCUGCUCGGAUUUACGUGGGUGUUGGUGUGGCUGUCGAUCACUCUGCCUUGGUGGACGGACCCAAUAUGCAACAAUGGGUACAUGAGGGAAAUUCCUGAGUUUAGCAUCAUCCUAGGUCUCUGGCGAGGAGAGUGGUUACCCGAAGAGUGGCAACCUAUUAAAGAAUGA